AAAGUCUAUUAUCCUUUAUGUGUACAGUGUACUUGCUAUUAUCAGCAAAUAACAAAACAGUACGGAAAAAAACUUAUUUACCAAUCGCCAGCCUUUUGCUAUGUUCUUUUUUCAUCAAACCAAUACAAUACAUUGACUAAUUUUCACUCAAUAAACAGAGUUUGACUCAAGAGGCUUAACUUGCAAGUCUCAGCCUAUCGACAGGCGUUGACAAAGGUUCGGUUAAUAACAGAACUUUCCAUUAGUGUUGAUACAUAGAUUUAGUAACCUAAUAAAUAAAGUUUUCAGUUAUGCAAUACGUAUAUAUACUUUCCUUUUAUUACACAACUGAAUUUUUUUUAUCUAUACGUUUAAAGAAAGAAGGGGAUCUACGUAUUCAUUUUGAUUUUGAAAGGUAUACAAACUUGGAAAAUAGUAGUUUUUAUUUUAUUAUUGCAUAAACUCUUAAAAAUAGUUGGCAGAAGCUUUCAGUUAUAUGUAUAUUAGGAGGAUCGCUGUUGGCAGAAGCUUUCAGUUAUAGAAAAUGAUCCCAAAGGAUAUCAUUGGUGGCAAAAGCUAAACAAAAUGAUAGAAGUAAACUUAUCUUUAAAACGUUACUUAUCCUCCACGUUUUCUCCCUAAUGUUAAUUACAUUUUGUGAGGGGGGUGUGCGACAAUGACCGAGCCAGGCACGUGACGCCAACGUUGUCUCUUAAAAUCAGUAAAUCACCACCGCCGUGAACGUAAUUCCCCCAACGUCACGCCGACGCGAGUUCUGACACGCUUCGUUGUCCAACAUGUUUCUAUUACUUGGCGCGGUCACCGCACCGGUUCGCUGCUAUUGUAAUUUCAGAUUAAUCAGGAGGGUAUAACUGUCUAUGUCAAAACUUGUCAUAUUCUGACUCCUCCGCCUUUGGCAAAAGAUCACUUUUGUGUCCUAAGAAUUUUCAUGCCGACCAAUCUCUAAAUGUUUUUUACCUAACUCUUCCCCCCUUCAAAUCUAACAACUCUAUAUUGUUCAACAAGUUGGUGUGAACUUCUCCGUGUUUUGCUUCUAAUCAUACCGAAUGCCUGAGAAAAGAAUGACCCCGUCUCCGGCGCUAAGCCACCACCGUCCCAGUCCUCUGCAUCAAUGGAGAUUCAGCGUCCUAACGUCCCUCGUGUUCUUCCUCAUGGUCAUCGUCUGGAGCAUCGACGGUUGUACUAUCAAAACAUUCAUAGACUCAUGGAGACUCAACGCUUCUUACUCCAUGCGAGUCACUGCUUCUUCUCCUUCUGCCAAACCAAAACCACAUUCUCUGGAUCUAGACACGACUCAAGUGAAGUUCAACUGGAUCUCAUCCGAGAUGGAGCAGAACUUCACGGCUAACCUCUUGAAAAACUGGUCGGCUCCGGGAGGAGAGAAAUGCAGAGAAGCAAAAACCGUCGAGAUCUCCGUCCCCAACCUCGACGGGAAGGAUCCGGUUCACUUAACAGCCGGCGAGAUCCACGAGUUCAGGUUCCAAUCCCUCGACGAAACGGGCAAACCCGUCUGCGUCGGUGGAGAUUACUUCGAGACUGAUCUCUCCGGCGAAAACUGGAAAUCUAGACCGCCGGUGAAAGACUUAACCAACGGAACUUACUCCGUCUCCCUCCAGAUCCAUCCCGAGUUCGCCGGAGAUUACAAUCUAACCGUCAUUCUACUCUUCCGUCACUUCCAAGGCCUUAAACUCAGCCCCGCGCGCUUCGCCUUCAACAGAAAGCUACGCAGCUUCAAACUACGCUUCGUCGAGAAAAACGACGUCGUUUUACCUGAUCUUCGCCAAUGCGUCAAGUCAGACUUCGCUAGAGAGGUCUGGUCCGGGCGGUGGACAAGGCUCGGCAAGAAUAACGAGUGUAAAAUCAGCAACGACGGACGUUACCGUUGCCUGGAUGAUAACUUCCCUUGUCGGAAACCGUGGUGCGACGGAGCGUUGGCGGAGUUAGAGAGCAACGGUUGGGUUUACUCGAGCCACUGCUCGUUUAAACUCUUCUCUGGUGACUCGGCUUGGAGUUGCUUGAAGAACAAGUGGAUCUUCUUCUGGGGAGACUCGAACCACGUGGACACGAUUAGAAACUUGCUCAACUUCGUCUUGGGCCGUCCCGAGAUCGGCGCUGUCCCGAGGAGGUUUGAUUUGAAGUUCUCUAACCCAAGGAACUCGUCGGAGACCGUUAGGAUCACGAGCAUAUUCAACGGACAUUGGAACGAGACGCAGAACUAUCAAGGUCUCGACUCGCUUAGAGACCACGGGUUUAGAGAGCUGCUUAGAAGCUACUUCGCUGAAGAGACAGGUGUUCCGGACGUAAUGAUCGUGAACUCUGGUCUCCACGAUGGGGUCCACUGGUCUAACCUUAGAGCGUUCGCGAAGGGCGCAAAAACCGCGGCUGCGUUCUGGAGAAACGUUUUCGAUUCGGUGAAACGCCGCGGGUUCGAACCGCCGGAAGUGGUUUUCAGGAACACGAUCGCUACGGGCGGGUACGCGAGGGAGCUGGCGUUUAACCCGAGUAAGAUGGAAGUGUUCAAUGGGGUGUUUUUGGAGAAGAUGAAGGAGUUUGGGUUGGUGUCGGGUGUGAUUGAUAACUUUGACAUGACGUAUCCGUGGCAUUAUGAUAACAGGUGUAACGAUGGGGUUCAUUACGGGAGAGCUCCGGCGAAGUUGCGGUGGAGAGAUGGGGAGAUUGGGCAUCAGUACUUUGUUGAUCUGAUGCUUGUUCAUGUCUUGUUAAAUGCAUUGUGUGUGAGAUAAAGUAGUGGAAUGAUGUUUAGUUUGGUUAGAAGUAGAAGCUAGGAAUCACACGAUUCUUUUGUUUGUGAUGUUGUGUACACUUCUGAAUAUAGGAUAAAUUAUAUAUUAGCAAAUCUGAAGUACACUACAAAUCAUAACUUGAAACUUUGAAAGUAGGCG
This is a messenger RNA of Brassica rapa (field mustard), 2903 nucleotides long. RefSeq lists its product as uncharacterized. Lineage: Eukaryota; Viridiplantae; Streptophyta; Magnoliopsida; Brassicales; Brassicaceae. The record is from RefSeq and is a predicted model, not a curated record.